This is a messenger RNA of Elaeis guineensis (African oil palm), 764 nucleotides long. RefSeq lists its product as uncharacterized. The record is from RefSeq and is a predicted model, not a curated record. NCBI's taxonomy places the organism in Eukaryota, Viridiplantae, Streptophyta, Magnoliopsida, Arecales, Arecaceae.
CCUCAGCCUGGAGAACGCAAGGCUUUCUAAUCCCAGCAUUGUUCCUUCUUUAGCUCGGCCAUGGCAAGCAAAAUGCGUAUUGUGGUUCUAAGCUUUUGUCUUCAUGCUCCUCCUAUCCAUUGAAGGCCAGGCUAAUCACCAUUCUCCAAGUCCAGCUGCCCAACCAGCAAACACUCCAAGCCCAACUCCUCAACCCAUCAAAUUUCCUUUGUAUGGAACAACUCAAGGAAGCCUCCAACCCCAAGAAUGCCCAGGCCGUUGCACAUCUCGAUGCUCGGCGACUGCCUACAAGAAGCCAUGCAUGUUCUUCUGCCAGAAGUGCUGCGCCAAGUGCCUCUGUGUGCCUCCUGGCACGUAUGGGAACAAGCAGUUCUGCCCUUGCUACAACAAUUGGAAGACCAAGAGAGGGGGACCAAAGUGCCCAUGAUGGAUGAUCUAUUCCUUCUUUAUGGACUCUCUCUGUCUUUGGAGUGCCAUGUAGCUAUCUAGCUUUUGGCUGAGCCAUGUUGUAGUUAUGGUCCAAACUUUAGACACCCGAGCCUAUUAGUUGGACAAGGUUGGGCUGGAGCCAGGUUCCACAGUAUUGUUAUGAUGGUUUAAAGGGUACUUAUUGUAUAUAUCUUAGUUGUUCUGCUUCUUGGCCAUUCCCUAGGCUUUGUCAUGAUGGAUACGGUGUAACUGAGUUUUGAAGUGGAUCGAGGACAUUGAGAUCAAAAUUAGGUGGGUUUAAAAGCGUGAAGUAAUAUUUCUCUCCUGAACUUGGC